AUGUCUUGGAUAUAUCCUUUCACAGAAGAAGUAGAAGGUCCAUUCUCUAUUGCUGAAAAGUUAAAAUCGACGCACGCUAAUUUGCCUUCACCACCACCACCAUCUAGGCCUAUCACCAUCUCUAUUGUUGGUGCUGGACAAAGAGGGUCAUUGUAUGCACAAUUUGCGAAUAUUGAACCGAAAUGGGCCCAAGUAGUGGCUGUUGCCGAACCUGUAGAACAUCGAAGGAAUGCAAUGGCCGAGUUGUAUAAUAUUCCUAAAGAAAACGUCUUUACUAAAUGGGAAGAUAUGAUUGAAUGUCCAAAACUAAGUGAUGCGGUUAUUAUUUCGACGUUGGACAAUCUUCAUGUCGACCCGUUAGUUGCAUUUGCAGAUAAGAAGUAUCAUAUUUUGUUAGAAAAACCCAUGGCUAUUAAUAUUGAAGGCUGUGUGAAGAUUACCGACGCUAUUGUAAAGAACGAGGUUUUAUUUGCUGUGGGACAUGUUUUAAGAUAUACACCACACAAUAUUUUGGUUAAGGAGAUAAUCGAUGCCGGUUAUCUCGGAAAUAUUGUAAAUAUUCAACAUGCCGAGCAUGUUGGAUUCUGGCAUUUUGCGCAUUCAUAUGUAAGGGGUAAUUGGAGGAAUGAGGCUGGAUCUAGUUUUUCUUUAAUGACAAAGAAAGUUAGCUCAUUCGGUAGUUUAAUGCAUUUUAAUUCAGAAAAUAAACCAAAAGAAGCAGAAAAUGGUCUUGAUAAAGGGGUGCGAUCUUGGCCUGUCAAUGUUGUUACAGAUAUUGUUGAUAUCGAGAAUUUAGAAAAGAAUUUAAUAAAUGGACCUUAUGGAAAAUGUGUUUACGAAAGUGAUAAUGAUGUUGUAGAUAACCAAGUUGUUAACCUGGAAUUCAAAAAUGGAUCAACGGCAAAUAUCACUAUGAUAGCAUAUACUGAGGCUAUUACUGAAAGAAAGAAGGAAAUAUUAGUGCCAACUAACAUUCUUGGUGUUGAAGAUCUAAGUGGUCAUGCUGGUGGUGACAUGGCUCUAAUGCGAGCAUUUAUUUACUCUGUUAAUGAAUCAUUUGACACUUCAAAGGAUACAAAAAAUUCGAAUGAUAAUCCGUAUAUAAAAACUGGCAUUCAACAAGCUUUACAUUCACAUUUAUGUGUGUUUGCGGCGGAACAUUCCAGAAAAACUGGUGAAACAGUUAGUAUUCAAGAUUAUAAAAAGAUGAAAGGAAUUGAAGAUUAA
Messenger RNA from Cetraspora pellucida, 1227 nucleotides. NCBI's taxonomy places the organism in Eukaryota, Fungi, Glomeromycota, Glomeromycetes, Diversisporales, Gigasporaceae. The record is from the annotation of a GenBank genome assembly.